AUGGCGAUCAACUCUGGAAAUCUUGUUUUAGCAAUCAUUGGAGUGAUCAUGACUGGUGUAGUCAUAGUCGUUGCCAUAUUUUCGAUUUACCUGUGCACCAAGGUCGCCCUCCUCGGAUCGGACGUACGCAGCCAACGGCGCACACCGCCCCUCCCCAAUGGCUCCCGCAGCAGCAGAAGUGGCGCCGAUGCGGACAUCGAGAUGGGCGGCAUGAGCUACUUCAUCGAGGGCCUCCAGAACGAGCGCCCCAUCCGGUUCAGCGCACAGCAGCUGCGCGGCUUCACCAACAACUACUCCCGCAAGGUCGGCUCCGGUGGCUUCGGCGUGGUGUACCGCGGCAGGUUCCCAGGUGGCGAGCCGGUGGCUGUCAAGGUGCUGAACAGCACGCUAGGGAAGCAAGCAGAGGAGCAGUUCAUGGCAGAGGCGCUCGUGUACGAGUACAUGGAGAAGGGGUCGCUGGACCGCUACUUGUUCGACUCGCCGCCGGAGAGAAUUAGCUUCGACAAGCUCUAUGAGAUUGCUGUCGGGACGGCCAGGGCGGUGCGGUACCUGCACGAGGAGUGCGCGCAGCGGAUCAUCCACUACGACAUCAAGCCGGAGAACGUCCUCCUCGGCGCCGGCCUGGCUCCCAAGGUGUCCGACUUCGGGCUUGCCAAGCUCUGCGACAGGGAGGACACCCACCUGACAAUCACCGGCGCGCGUGGAACGCCAGGGUACGCGGCGCCGGAGCUAUGGAUGCCUCUCCCGGUGACGCACAAGUGCGACGUGUACAGCUACGGGAUGUUGUUGUUCGAAAUACUGGGGAGGCGACGGAACCUGAAGAUAGGGGCACAGCAUGGCCAGGAGAGCCAGGACUGGUACCCGCGGUGGGUGUGGCACCGGUUUGAGGCCGGCGAGACGGAGGCCGUGCUGGCGAGGGCGAGGGCGGCGGACGGGAAGGAGAGGGAGAAGGCAGGGAGGGUGUGCAAGGUGGCGCUGUGGUGCGUGCAGUACCGGCCGGAGGACAGGCCGUCUAUGGGCAACGUCGUGCGGAUGCUGGAGGGGGAAGACGACAUCGACGCACCACACAACCCCUUCCCCCAACUCGCGCCGUACAGCGCAUGCCACAUGCCAUCGGUGUUGACCACCGCCGCCACGACGGAAUCAGACGCUGGUGCAGCUCGUACAGGCUGAUCUACGGGUAUAAAACGACUUACAUAGUUAUUCCAUGUUUCCAGCCUUCCAGGGAUGUCUAUGUGUAAGGGCAUAUUUAACGGUCUA
Oryza brachyantha (malo sina) is the source of this 1260-nucleotide messenger RNA. Its product is annotated as LEAF RUST 10 DISEASE-RESISTANCE LOCUS RECEPTOR-LIKE PROTEIN KINASE-like 2.4. Gene Ontology annotation, molecular function: protein kinase activity; ATP binding. Bases 1 to 1173 code for a protein of 390 amino acids. Gene Ontology annotation, biological process: protein phosphorylation. The transcript is spliced from 3 exons. The record is from RefSeq and is a predicted model, not a curated record. NCBI's taxonomy places the organism in Eukaryota, Viridiplantae, Streptophyta, Magnoliopsida, Poales, Poaceae.